CAAUAGAAAAUGUACAAAUGUCAAAAUGAUGAUAUCUUAAUCAAAAAACCACGACAGAAAGGGAAAGAAAACACUAAACUCUCAAACAAAUAAGAAUAAAAGAAUAUUUCAUCAAAUUGACACGCAACAAUUCGAGUGAAGUGUACAUUUUUGUUUGUUUCUUUUUUUCGGUUUUUAUUUCAUUUUACAAUUCGCCACGAGAAACUUCAAUUGGCUAGCGAACGGACAAUGGCCUAUCAAACAGUUCUAGCCGAAUACAUGCAAAUUCCAAUCGUCACCCGAAUAUAUACAACAGCUUGUGUCAUUACAACCAUCGCAGUACAUUUAGAUAUCGUAUCACCGUUCCAACUCUACUUCAAUCCAACGCUCAUUGUACUCCAUUAUCAAAUAUGGAGACUGGUGACAACGUUUCUAUUUUUCGGGACGGUAGGCUUCAAUUUCCUAUUCAAUAUGACAUUUACGUACAGAUAUUGUCGCAUGCUGGAGGAGGGUUCAUUCCGGGGUAAGAGCUCCGACUUUAUAAUGAUGUUCAUUUUUGGUGGUGCACUUAUGACGAUUUUCGCCUUUUUUGUAAAUUUACUAUUUUUGGGACAAGCCUUCACAAUCAUGUUGGUUUAUGUUUGGUCCCGACGAAAUCCAUUUAUUCGCAUGAAUUUCUUUGGCAUUUUAAAUUUUUUGGCGCCAUAUCUGCCAUGGGCCCUACUUGGCUUCUCCGUCAUUCUUGGCAAUACAAUUUGGGUUGAUUUAAUGGGAAUGGCGGUUGGUCACAUCUACUAUUUCUUGGAGGAUGUCUUUCCAAAACAACGCGGUGGUUUUCGAAUCUUAAAAACUCCAUUAUUUUUGAGGAAGUUAUUCGACGAAGGUCCUGAGGAUAAUAGUUACGCACCACUUCCAGAAGACCGACCGGGUGGUUUCAAUUGGGGUGAAGAUCAAGCACAAAAUCCAGAUGUUCGUGAUGAAUAAACUAAACUAUCUUCUGUAAAAUAAACCGAACGCCAACUAAAUGCCACAACCUUUUACACUCUAAGUGGAAUAUACAAGAUUUUUUUUAAAAGCAAUUUUAUUGUUUUUUAUCACUGAAUGAUGCAUCGUCCGGAUGAAAAGAAACACGGUAGACGUGCACAAUUUUACCAGUUUUGUUUAAUCCAUUGAAAUGAACCAAAAAAUAAUAGAAAAACAAAAGAUGAUGCUAAAAUAUGAAUAAAUCUACGAUGAUUCCGUUUUUAUUGAA
Contarinia nasturtii (swede midge) is the source of this 1231-nucleotide messenger RNA. RefSeq names its product derlin-2 (gene Der-2). Gene Ontology annotation, cellular component: endoplasmic reticulum membrane; Hrd1p ubiquitin ligase ERAD-L complex. The transcript has 5 exons. NCBI's taxonomy places the organism in Eukaryota, Metazoa, Arthropoda, Insecta, Diptera, Cecidomyiidae. Gene Ontology annotation, molecular function: ubiquitin-specific protease binding; misfolded protein binding. The record is from RefSeq and is a predicted model, not a curated record. Gene Ontology annotation, biological process: endoplasmic reticulum unfolded protein response. Bases 229 to 963 code for a protein of 244 amino acids.